Penicillium angulare is the source of this 1122-nucleotide messenger RNA. RefSeq names its product cysteine synthase A. The record is from RefSeq and is a predicted model, not a curated record. NCBI's taxonomy places the organism in Eukaryota, Fungi, Ascomycota, Eurotiomycetes, Eurotiales, Aspergillaceae. Gene Ontology annotation, molecular function: cysteine synthase activity. Gene Ontology annotation, cellular component: cytoplasm. The transcript has 2 exons. The coding region runs from base 1 to 1122 and encodes 373 amino acids.
AUGUUUCGUCAGAGUGUUAGGCGCUUUGGUACCACGGCCAUUCGUGCCGCUGCUAAUGAGGGUCGCGCCGCAUACACCUCUCGGGUGUCCACUGCACAGGGCGUUACCAAUGGCUUAACGGAAGCAAUUGGAAACACUCCUUUGAUUCGGUUAAAGCGCCUUUCCGAAGAAACCGGUUGCAAUGUGCUGGGCAAGGCAGAAUUCCAAAACCCUGGCGGUAGUGUGAAGGAUCGGGCUGCCCUGUUUGUCGUCGAGGACGCCGAGAAGAAGGGACUACUCCAGCCCGGCGGUACCGUUGUCGAGGGUACUGCAGGAAACACCGGUAUUGGUCUGGCACAUGUGUGUCGGUCCAAGGGCUAUAAGCUCGUGAUUUACAUGCCCAACACACAGUCCCAGGGCAAGAUUGACCUGCUCCGUCUUUUGGGUGCCGAGGUGUACCCGGUCCCUGUCGCGCCAUUCGACAACCCCGCAAAUUUCAACCACCAAGCACGCAGACAUGCAGAGUCUCUAGAUAACGCAGUCUGGACCAACCAGUUCGACAACGUCGCCAAUCGCCAAUCACACAUCGAGACCACUGGUCCUGAAAUCUGGGCGCAAACUGGCGGUAAGCUUGACGCUUUCACUUGCUCUACCGGCACUGGUGGUACUUUGGCCGGUAUCACUCGCUAUUUGAAGGACGCCAGUAACGGCCGUGUUAAAAGUUUCCUCGCCGAUCCACCUGGCAGUGUUUUACACAGCUACAUCCAGAGCGGUGGUACAUUGAUCGACCGCUCUGGUGGCAGCAUCACUGAGGGUAUUGGGCAGGGUCGUGUGACGGACAACCUUAAGCCUGAUCUUGACCUUAUUGACGACUCUCUGCACAUAAGUGACGAAAAGACUAUUGAGAUGGUCUAUCGCUGUCUGGACGAAGAAGGUCUCUACUUGGGUGCCAGCUCUGCUCUCAAUGUUGUCGCCGCCAAGGAAGUUGCGGAGAAGAUGGGCAAGGGCAACACUGUUGUGACCGUUUUGUGCGAUGGUGCAUACCGAUACGCCGACCGAUUGUUCUCUAGCACAUGGCUGGAAAGUAAGAACCUUCGUGGUUCCAUCCCCAAACAUCUGGAGAAGUAUAUUGUGUUGCCUUAA